GGAACCGCGCGAGUCGCCCGCCGUACUUCCUGCUUAGCUCGUAGUCGCUUUUCUUUACAGUCCUAAACCCCAGCUGAUUAUUGUUUUGCCUGCUCAGAAGCUAAGUCUGGGGGCCCUCUUCAAUCAUGAACGAUUCAGACAACUUGGACAAGGUGGUCAAAAGAGAGAAAGUGCCGUAUGACAGACAGGCUGACGUGUUUUCCAUCGACCAUCACGACCAGAAGUGCGUGAUCUCGCUGGCGCAGUUCUACUCGGAGAGCGUGGGCAUGUGGAUGCGGAUCGACGACCGGGGACAGGUGCGGUGCGACGGCGACGUGCACGACAGCAGAACUUACUUUAACUACUACGUGGGAGAGAAUGAAAUCGUCCGGUUUGUAGCCAGGGGAGGAAAAUACAGGAACUUUGCCAUUUCCAUGACGAACGGAGAGUUAAGGCCUUUCCAUACACCAGAGCCCGCAAACUCGGACAUGGGAGACCCGUCCACCCAGUUUGUCCGGUCGAGAGGCAGUGACAUGGACGGCCAGCUGGUCAAGUACCAGUCCAAGAUCGACAGCAGCCGUUACUUGGCUUUUGAUCAACAAGGCAACCCGCAGCCGCUGGGCUUCUCCUCCAACGCCAUAGUCGCGGGGGAGUUCAUUUGUUUUAACAGCAUUCUAGAGAGGGAAACAGCUCUGUAAAGGUCUUUUACACAGCUGAAAUAGCCAAAUUUUCGGUAGUCCCUCUGCAACCUUUCUCUGAGUGCUAGGAAAACUAGCGAUAAGUAGCAGGCUAGUAGUUUCAGUCAUCAUUCCCAUGAGAAAGGCAGCAGGUCAGGACUAUACAAAUGUUGGCAAUUUAGUGUGUGAAUUAUUCUUUGGAUAUGUUGAAGCCAUACUCCUAAAGUAGAAGAGCCAGCAAAAUCAAAUUAUUACAGCAUCUUUAAAAGUUGUCAUGGCCUGAAUAUGGGUAGUAGGCACUCAACUACAAAUGUAGCAUCAUACCAUACGGUUUUGAUAGCGGCUUGCAGUUGAUUAUUUAAAUGAAUUAGAAGUUAAAGCACAGCAAAGUACGCAGGUUGCAAACGGAGAAAUCGUGUAUCUAAUGGCCUCUAAUGGCAUACCCGGUGCCAUGGCCAUUGUAGUGAUUCCAUAGCCUGUCUAAUGUGUUUUGGAGAUUGUGCUGGUUUGUGUGAUUUGCUUUUGAUCGAUCCCACCCGAAUAUACAUAUCUUUACAUGUAGACUUUGUACUUUGUACAUCAUAAUGGUGAUUUUGUACUACGUAUUUAAUAAAAAAAUGAAAAUAAUAAUAAAAAAAAAAUACACUCAGCUUUAUAGACUUUACACCUUACAAAGAUCGAUAUUCCUGUACUUUUUUCUUGAGGUAGAUUUUCCUCAUUUUCUUAGUAUGAACAUUCGCCAGUAACAAGGGAGAUAGGGCUGCUGGGAACGAGAGUUACAUUCUCAUACUCAGGGUACAAAACAACAUAUCAUGGUACAUAGUAGACAAAUUGUGUCCAUUAUUUUGAAACAAGCAGUUUCCCUGCAUCAUU
This is a messenger RNA of Branchiostoma belcheri (Belcher's lancelet), 1529 nucleotides long. RefSeq lists its product as uncharacterized. The record is from RefSeq and is a predicted model, not a curated record. Bases 126 to 677 code for a protein of 183 amino acids. Lineage: Eukaryota; Metazoa; Chordata; Leptocardii; Amphioxiformes; Branchiostomatidae. The transcript has 4 exons.